Musa acuminata subsp. malaccensis (wild Malaysian banana) is the source of this 459-nucleotide messenger RNA. NCBI's taxonomy places the organism in Eukaryota, Viridiplantae, Streptophyta, Magnoliopsida, Zingiberales, Musaceae. The record is from RefSeq and is a predicted model, not a curated record.
CGGCGGUAUCGGCGGCGUCAUAAACCGCGGUUCGUUCCUCUUUCGUAGUCGCAGGAGAAACAGAAGCAGAUCCCCGGGAAAGGGGACGGCGGGGAAGGGAGAGAGGAAAACGUGCGACGAGCGAUGCAGCUGUGUUCGUGCUUCGGCCCUUCGAAGGCCGAGAGGCGGGAGGCGGAUCGGCUCGAGGCCGAAGAAGCCCGCGCCAGAGCCGCCGAAGCCGCUCAGAAGAGGCAGGAGCAAUUUGACAAAUCGGCCGCCGGGAGGGCAGCUCGAGCGCAGAUAGCGGCAACAAAGAAAUCCAGCGAGCCGAGCAAAGGAGAACCUGUUCUCAAGUGGCAGAUGGGAUGAUCACUCUCUUUUUGUGGAUAAUUAACAUCCAAGUCGUAAGUUAAUAUCUCUAAUUCAAUGGAUUGCUGCCCACUAGGGCAAGUCUAUCCAUUCUCAUAUUUCAUGCUUAUU